Messenger RNA from Botrytis deweyae, 915 nucleotides. RefSeq lists its product as uncharacterized. The coding region runs from base 1 to 915 and encodes 304 amino acids. The transcript has 2 exons. The record is from RefSeq and is a predicted model, not a curated record. Gene Ontology annotation, molecular function: protein binding. NCBI's taxonomy places the organism in Eukaryota, Fungi, Ascomycota, Leotiomycetes, Helotiales, Sclerotiniaceae.
AUGUCGUCACCUUUCGGUGGACGCGGUACUUACAGAGGCUCUGCUCGUAGGGGCGGUGGAGGCAGUGACCAUACUCGCGGUAGCUUUGGAAGUACUCGCGGUAGUUGUGGAAAUGCAAUGGUCGAUCUAUCUAGUAAAAUGAAUGAUCCGUUUAGUGCAGUAAUUCAAAAUCCGGUUGCUACGGACAAGACAAAUGAAGCUGAACGCCCUGUCAAGAUUGAUCAAGCUACCACUAUCACUUUUCUUAAUAAAACAGAAAUGGUCGAUCUCAUAGUAGGCCCUGAAGAAGCUCUUUUUCGAGUCCAUAAAUCCUUUCUCUGCAACAAGAUACAAUACUUCGAUAAAAUGUUUAACGGUGGAUUUAAGGAAGCGAAAGAGAAUUCGGCAAAAUUUCCCGAGGACCUUCCUGAGUCUUUUGACAUACUUAUUGAGUGGGUAUACUCUGGACACGUUCGAUUUUAUGAGGUCGGGGAUAAUGCCGGCCCGGAGAACUGGAAUUUCCUAUGCUUUUACGCAUUAGCAGAAAAGCUUGGUCUCACUCAGUUGGAGGAUCGUGCACUGGACAUUUAUCGACACAGUUGUAGAGCUAAGAAUUCAAACUUUGGCAUGGACUGGGCUACAAAGGCAUACCAAAUCACUCCAGAAGGAGCAGCACUUCGACGAUAUACUAUCCAAGUGUUGGUUUGGAGAUUUCACACCCAAGAAAAUUUGGGUUCCAAUCUCAAUGACCAUUUCAUCAAGGCAAUGCAAAGCGACAAUGAUCUCUUUACAGACUUCAUGCUUGCACUUCGCAGACAUGUCAAAGUGGGAGCACCAACAGAUCCGAGAGUCAUUGAUCCAAAGAUUCCUGCCACCAAAUGCGAGUACCACAAUCAUACAAAGGACGAGGAAUGCUAUAGGCAUAACAGAACUUGA